AUGCAGAACAUCACCACUCCCUUCUCGGCCUGCAACGCCAGCUCCAUUCCGCACCCCACCGUCUUCGGUGCCACCAUCCUCAACCUUUCCGCCAACCUGGUCCAAAACUUCACGACCGAUGUUUCCGACCAGUUCUUCUACAACCAUCCAUCAAUCUCAGUGCGCGGACUCGACUACUGCAAUGUUACCGUAACAUACACGCACGAAGGCCAGAACGACACCAUCAAUGUCGAAACGUGGCUCCCGCUGGAGGGAUGGAACGGCCGCCUUCAAGCCGUAGGAGGCGGAGGUUACGUCGCCGGGCGAUUCUACCUGUCGUACGUCGCCAUGGGCGGCGCCCUGGGAGAGGGAUAUGUAUCGACGACGACAGAUGCUGGCCUCGGCGACAGCUUUGAGCCAAGCCCGUGGGCGCUCAACAGCCCAGGCAACGUCGACCUGUAUGCACUUCAAAACAUGGCAUCUCGUUCGCUCUACGACCAGUCUAUCAUCGCCAAAGACAUUAUCAACUCUGUCUACGGACAACCUCCAAAGUACUCCUACUGGAGUGGAUGCUCUCAGGGUGGACGACAGGGCCUCAUGCUCGCCCAGCGCUACCCCGAAGCCUACGACGGCAUUGCGGCGGCAGCACCCGCGAUCAACUGGAACCAGUUCUUCUUCGGCGCGGCAUGGGCACAGGUUAUGAUGUCACUCACGGAUCAAUUCCCCGAGAAGUGCGAGCUGGACGUGCUCACGGACGCUGCAGUCGCCGCUUGCGAUCCUCUCGACGGCGUUACCGAUGGUGUUAUCAGCGACACGAAGAAAUGCUCCUUUGACCCGUUCUCAAUGGUCGGCAGCGUUCGCAACUGUACCUCGACUGGAAAGACCGUCACCAUUAGCGAAGCUGCCGCAGCCAUCGCGAACGUUACGUGGGAGGGACCUCGAGGACCCGACGGCGAGUUCCUCUGGUACGGCGCUGACUACCAGGCCCGUCUUACCGGUAGCGAUGCGCAAUCUGGUACCACCUCUGACCUGGGCUACGCAUCGACUACCUGCAACGGCAAUGGUACUUGUGUGGGACAUCCCGCUGGUCUUGGUGAAUCGUGGAUGCAAUAUUUCGUGAAGAAGGACCCCCAGUGGAACUACACGCUGAUUGAAUCGGUGGAAGAGUACACAAGCCUCUUCAAGUCGUCUCUGCAGGAGUUCCAGUCCAUCAUCGGAAGCAACGAUGCUGACCUUUCGGAAUACCGCAAGACUGGUGGCAAGAUCAUCACAUUCCACGGCUUGGCCGACGGACUCAUUCCGCACAAGGGCACCGACGACUACUACGGUCGCGUGAUGGAGCUCGAUCCCGCCGCGGACGACUUCUUCCGCUACUUCCAAGUCCCCGGUCUCGCUCACUGCGCUGGUGGAAGCGGCGGCCAGCCCACCGCCACGUUCAAGGCGCUCGUCGACUGGGUCGAGAAGGCCGUCGUCCCUGAGACGCUUCCCAUCAGCUUCAACGACACAAAGGGAACGCAGUACGACAAGAUCUUGUGCCCGUACCCGUCGAAGGCGCGCCUUGUUUCGGAGGAUGCAGAUGCGACAAAGCCGGAGUCGUAUAAGUGCGCUGUUUGA
Messenger RNA from Alternaria arbusti, 1593 nucleotides. RefSeq lists its product as uncharacterized. The transcript has 2 exons. Bases 1 to 1593 code for a protein of 530 amino acids. The record is from RefSeq and is a predicted model, not a curated record. Lineage: Eukaryota; Fungi; Ascomycota; Dothideomycetes; Pleosporales; Pleosporaceae.